UACUAAAUAUACCAUAGACCUACGACUGAGUAUAAGGUAUUAAGUUCUAUGAAAUAUACUUGGGUAUUUUGUAGUAUUACGUCCAUGAGAUUUGAAAGAAAAAAUGGCGGGAUAUUCCACAUCACUACUUGCAAGUAUAUGAGUUACGACCACAACCAUGGUUACUAAUACUUUUUAAAUCCACGACAUUAGAUAUCGCUAUUUGCUAUCACGCCGAUAAUCACACGACAACAUAAUUUAAGAUAGCACUAUAAUAAAUUAUGAUAGCGGGGAAUUUUCAAAAAAAAAACUCGUCGUCAUACUUUUUUAGUGUAACCAUAUUUUAUAAUGAUUCUGUAGUUAAAAUGGAUAAAACCGCCGUAUUCAAAGCAUACGUUAAAACCAUCAAAACGAGAAACAGAGCAUUCGGGUCCCCAGCACCGCCACAAGUGGAUAUUCUGAAGCAGCGUAAACCACGUAGAGACGAAUUUUCUCGUAGGGCCAAAGAAAUUGUCAACGAUCUAAUCAAGUUGACAGACUUUUUGAACCGUCACUUUAAGGACUAUAUCGAUGUCCAGGCUUUUAACCAGCAAACUUCGUUAACGGACGCAGACCGUGACAAAAUCGACAUCGGUGCUCAGCAUAUUAUCAAAACAUGCAGUCAACAGUUGGUCCUGCUAAAAAAGAGUUUGACCGGUGAUGGUAGUCAAAUCGAUGAUCAUAGACGGCAGAUCAUACGUUAUGUUGAAUGGCGGCAAAAAUCUGUCACCAAAUUGUUUGCCGAGAUUAAAGCAACACGAGCGCAAAGGUGUCUAGAGUAUGAAAAUGUUUCAAAGUUGAGCAACUUGACUCACGGUUUUGAACCCCCAAAAGAAACCAAUAACGCAAACUUUGUUGAUUAUGAAGCAGCUGAUCGACAAUAUGCCGCUCAACAAGAUGAUGAAUUAUCACCAGAAGAAUUGCAAAUGUUUGAAGCCGAAAAUAUAGAAAUGUACAACGAAUUAAAUCAAUUAUCAAAUGAAGUAAGAAAUAUAGAGUCUAAGGCUGUACGAAUUGCUGAAUUGCAAGAAUUGUUUACUGAAAAAAUACUGGAACAAGAUCAGGAUCUUGAGAGAAUUGACACAAUUGCAGUGAAUACCACUGAGAACAUUGUUGAUGCUAAUACUGAAAUCAGAUCAGCUAUACAAACCAAUGCUGGUCUUAGAGUAUAUAUAUUAUUUUUUAUAUUAGUACUUUCAUUUACCUUACUAUUUUUAGAUUGGUACAAUGAUUAAAUGUGAUGAAAUAUUUUACCAAAACCAAAAAUUACUAAUAUGUUCAAAAUAUUGGUAUUGUAGAACAAGUAAUAAUUUGU
Molecule: messenger RNA, 1333 nt
Organism: Melanaphis sacchari
Lineage: Eukaryota; Metazoa; Arthropoda; Insecta; Hemiptera; Aphididae
Gene: Syx18
Product: syntaxin-18
Exons: 2
Coding region: 261-1253 (330 amino acids)
Biological process (GO): retrograde vesicle-mediated transport, Golgi to endoplasmic reticulum
Cellular component (GO): SNARE complex; endoplasmic reticulum
Source: RefSeq, a predicted model, not a curated record